This is a messenger RNA of Myripristis murdjan (pinecone soldierfish), 6758 nucleotides long. RefSeq names its product rho-associated, coiled-coil containing protein kinase 2a (gene rock2a). The record is from RefSeq and is a predicted model, not a curated record. The transcript has 33 exons. The coding region runs from base 762 to 4958 and encodes 1398 amino acids. Gene Ontology annotation, molecular function: ATP binding; small GTPase binding; Rho-dependent protein serine/threonine kinase activity. Gene Ontology annotation, cellular component: cytoskeleton; cytoplasm; centrosome. Gene Ontology annotation, biological process: smooth muscle contraction; mitotic cytokinesis; Rho protein signal transduction. NCBI's taxonomy places the organism in Eukaryota, Metazoa, Chordata, Actinopteri, Holocentriformes, Holocentridae.
UGUGUGCUGCUGUUGUAAAUGUGUAUGUAUGUACUGAAAGGAAUUCAGAGGCUCGAGGACUUUUACUGUGCGGAUAAAACAACUUUUUUUUCUAGACAGAAGCUGGAACGGCAACGAAACGAGAGGAAUAAAUGCGAAAAUGCGAAGAGAAAUCCAGGAUGAGACUGUCUCCUUGUUAUUAAAAAUUCCGCGCGGGAGAACAGACGUUAUCGACUGAGAAAAAAAAACUUAUGGGCUUCAAACGCCGUUGAAUGGAGAGAAACGAAGCGGAUUUUUCCCUUUCAAAGUGAGUCCAAGGCAUUUCCAAGCGGCCGAAACCAAAGGGAAGGGGAGGAGAGGUGGGCAAAGAAAACGCCCUGCAGCCUGUUGCUGGUAUUUCUAAAUUCAAACUUUAUCGCCGUGUUGGAAAAAAUGCAUCCAUCACCUACAGGAGAUGGUAUUACCAGAGUGCAUCUUCGCUAACGGCGUCAGAGCACAGAGCUGCUAACUAGCUUCAAAAAAGGCCUGCUGUUGUCGGCAACUUUGAAAAGCGAGGAGUCUCUUUUGCUUUGGGAAUAUUUUUUUCUCCUCAUUGUGUACACUAUUCCUAUCGGACGCGAUUUGGGUGGGCUGAGAGUCCAAGGCUGCUCGGCGAGGCCCACGGCCAUUAGCCAGGAACAAAGAGGGUUCACAUGUAACGUUAAACUCUUGUCACUUUUAAGGAAAAAGCCUCCUCAUAUCAAGCUAGCUACUGUUAACUUUUACCCACCAACGCUGCGGACAUGUCACUCGGCGCCGAGAGAAGGAUGGAAACCCGGCUGAAAAAACUGGAGGACAUGAUCAGAGACCCCAGGUCUGCCAUAAACUUGGAAAGUUUGCUGGACUCUAUAAAUGCCCUGGUUUUAGACUUGGACUACCCUGCACUACGUAAAAACAAAAACAUUGAAACCUUUUUAAACAGAUAUGAGAAGGUCAUGGGGCAUAUUCGGGACCUCCAGAUGAGGUCAGAGGACUUUGACAGAGUUAAAGUAAUCGGCCGAGGAGCAUUUGGUGAAGUUCAGCUCGUGAGGCACAAAGCCUCUCAGAAGGUCUACGCUAUGAAGCUGCUGAGCAAGUUUGAGAUGAUCAAGCGUUCAGACUCAGCCUUCUUCUGGGAGGAGAGGGACAUCAUGGCCUUUGCCAACAGUCCCUGGGUUGUACAGUUGUGCUGUGCUUUCCAAGAUGAGCACUACCUCUACAUGGUGAUGGAGUACAUGCCCGGAGGGGAUCUGGUCAACCUGACAAGCACCUAUGAUGUACCGGAGAAAUGGGCCAAGUUCUACACAGCAGAGGUAGUGAUGGCCCUGGACGCCAUCCACUCCAUGGGCUUCAUCCACCGUGACGUCAAGCCAGACAACAUGCUGCUGGACAGACACGGGCAUCUCAAGCUAGCUGACUUCGGCACAUGCAUGAAGAUGAACUCUACUGGCAUGGUGCACUGUGAUACAGCAGUCGGAACUCCAGACUACAUCUCUCCUGAGGUGUUGAAAUCCCAGGGAGGAGAUGGGUAUUACGGCAGAGAGUGUGACUGGUGGUCCGUGGGGGUUUUCAUCUUCGAGAUGCUGGUUGGUGACACUCCGUUCUAUGCUGACUCUCUGGUGGGAACCUACAGCAAGAUCAUGGACCAUAAGAACUCCCUCAACUUCCCAGAUGAUGUGGAGAUCUCCAAAGAUGCCAAGAAUAUUAUCUGUGCCUUCCUUACUGAUAGGGAGGUGCGAUUGGGCCGGAAUGGUGUGGAAGAAAUCAAGCGACACCCUUUCUUCAAGAAUGACCAGUGGACCUUCAGCACCAUCAGAGGCACGGUUGCCCCUGUUGUCCCAGAGCUGAGCAGUGACAUAGACACCAGUAACUUUGAUGAGAUAGAGGAGGACAAGGGCGAUGUGGAAACUUUCCCCAUGCCUAAGGCCUUUGUUGGAAAUCAGUUGCCCUUUGUCGGCUUCACCUACUUCAAAGAGGACCAGUUAUUAAGCUCUUCCAACAAUUCUUCGGUUGUCCACGAGAAUUCAAAAGGAGAGUCAGCGGCGUUGCAGAAGAAACUUCGCCAACUAGAGGUGCAGCUAAAUAAUGAGUUGCAAUCCAAAGACGAUCUGGAGCACAAAUACAGAGGUGCAACUAAUCGUCUAGAGAAGAUCUCCAAAGAACUUGAAGAGGAGGUGAGCAGCAGGAAGAGUCUGGAGUCGAGUCUGAGACAGCUGGAGAGAGAGAAGGCCCUGCUGCAGCACAAGAGCCUGGAGAGUCACCGCAAGGCCGAGAGCGAAGCCGACAGGAAACGCUGCCUGGAGAACGAAGUCAACGGCCUACGAGACCAACUCGACGACCUGAAGAGAAGAAACCAGAACUCGCAUAUUUCCAACGAGAAGAACAUUCAUUUGCAGAGACAGCUGGAAGAAGCCAACACGCUGCUGCGGGCUGAGUCGGAGGCAGCGGCAAGGCUUCGUAAAGCGCAGACGGAGAGCAGUAAGCAGCUGCAACAGCUGGAGGCCAAUGGGCGAGAACUGCAGGACAAAUGCUGCCUGCUGGAGCGCAGCAAGCUGAGCCUGGAGAAGGAGUGCAUCAGUCUGCAGGCCGCGCUGGAGGCCGAGAGGAGGGAGCACAGCCAGGGCUCCGAGACCAUCAGUGACUUAAUGGGACGUAUCUCCGGCCUGGAGGCGGAGGUACGACAGGCGAGACAGGCUCUGUCCAAAGCUGAGACUGAGAAGAGACAGCUCCACGAGAAACUCACUGAUUUGGAGAAGGAGAAGAGCAACAAAGAGAUUGAUCUGACCUAUAAGCUAAAGAUGCUGCAGCAGGGCCUGGAGCAGGAGGAGGCCUCUCAUAAAGCCACCAGAGCACGGCUCGCUGACAAGAGCAAGAUCACAGAAACCAUUGAUGGGGCCAAGUCAGAGUCUAUGAAGGAGCUGGAGCAGAAGCUGGCAGAGGAGCGGGCAGCAAAACUGCGGCUGGAGAACCGAAUACUGGAGCUGGAGAAGCACAGCAGCAUGCAGGACUGUGACUACAAACAGGCCCUGCAGAAACUGGACGAGCUCCGCCAGCACAAGGACCACCUCACAGAGGAGGUGAAAAACUUGACGCUGAAGAUUGAGCAGGAGACCCAGAAGCGUAACCUGACUCAGAACGACCUGAAGGCCCAGAACCAGCAGCUCAAUGCCCUGCGAACCUCCGAGAAACAACUCAAGCAGGAAACCAAUCACCUGCUGGACAUUAAACGGAGCCUGGAGAAACAGAACCAGGAGCUGCGCAAAGAAAGGCAAGACUCAGACGGGCAAAUGAAGGAACUCCAAGACCAGUUAGAAGCUGAACAGUAUUUCUCUACACUGUAUAAGACUCAAGUCCGUGAGCUGAAGGAAGAGUGUGAAGAGAGGAACAAGCUUUACAAAGACAUACAGCAGUCUCUACAGGAGCUACAGGAAGAGAGGGACUCCCUUGCGGCCCAGCUGGAGAUCACACUGACCAAGGCAGACUCAGAGCAGCUGGCACGCUCUAUAGCUGAGGAGCAAUAUUCAGACCUGGAGAAGGAGAAAAUCAUGAAGGAGCUGGAGCUGAAGGAGAUGAUGGCCCGCCACCGCCAGGAGCUGGCCGAGAAGGACAUCACCAUCAGCUCACUGGAGGAAGCCAAUCGCACCCUGACCAGCGAUGUUGCCAAUCUAGCCAAUGAGAAGGAGGAGCUGAACAACAAACUGAAGGAGAUCUUAGAAGAAAUAGAGAGGUCCAAGGAUUGGGAGCAGCAGAUUAGCCAGAUGAAGCAGACCUUUGAGAAGCAGCUGCAGUCGGAGAGGACGCUAAAAACCCAGGCCGUCAAUAAACUGGCGGAGAUCAUGAACAGGAAGGAAGUGCGUGGUGUAGGCAGUCGCCGUGGCAACGACGCAGACAUGCGGCGAAAGGAGAAAGAGAACAGGAAGCUGCAGCUGGAGCUGAGGUCGGAGAAGGAGAAGCUAAACAGCACCAUCAUCAAGUACCAGCGCGAGAUCAACGACAUGCAGGCACAAAUAGAGGAUGAGAGCCAGAUGCGUAUUGAGCUGCAGAUGGCUCUGGACAGUAAGGACAGCGACAUUGAGCAGCUGAGGAACCUCCUGCAGUCUCUCAGCGUUCAAUCCAUGGACUCUGCCAGCGUCAGCAGUGGACCGGAGUUUGAUGCAGAUGAUGCCUACACAGAAACAAGGCUCGAGGGAUGGCUGUCUCUUCCUGUAAGAAACAACACCAAGAAGUUUGGCUGGGAAAAAAAGUACGUUGUGGUGAGCAGCAAGAAGAUUCUGUUCUACAACAGCGAACAGGACAAAGAGCAAUCCAUUCCCUACAUGGUGUUGGAUAUCGACAAACUCUUCCAUGUAAGGCCUGUCACUCAAACCGAUGUGUACCGAGCCGACGCUAAAGAUAUUCCCAGGAUAUUCCAGAUUCUUUAUGCCAACGAGGGCGAGAGCAAGAAGGAGCCUGAGUUCCCUGUCGAGCCGCUGCCCAUCGGAGAAAAGUCCAGCUACAUCUGCCACAAGGGCCACGAGUUUAUCCCCACCAUCUACCACUUCCCUACCAACUGUGAGGCCUGCACCAAGCCGCUGUGGAACAUGUUCAAGCCGCCGCCCGCCCUGGAGUGCCGGCGCUGCCACAUCAAGUGCCACAAGGACCACAUGGACAAGAAAGAGGAGGUGAUCGCCCCCUGCCGAGUCAACUAUGACGUCUCCACGGCCAAGAACCUGCUGCUGCUGGCCGUGUCCCAGGAGGAGCAGCAGAAGUGGGUGAGCCGAUUGGUCAAGAAGAUUCCCAAGAAGCCUCCAGCACCAGAGCACUUUGCCCGCUCCUCGCCACGUGCCUCCAUGAAGGUCCAGCCCAGCCAGUCCAUGAGGAGGCCCAGUCGACAGCUUCCCCCCAGCAAGAGCAGCCCUCGUAGGUCACAUGGCAGCAAGAUGAGGCAAGAAGACUCCAACAGUGGACACUGGCACAAAUGACGCCUCUUCUAGGAUCUUGUGCUUACUUUGCCCAGAUGUUUCCCUGUGAAACGACUGAAUUCCUCAAUGUGUUUAACCUUGCUUGGCAGUAUGGUGGGAACCUCAAGGUGGUGGGGGGUGAUUUCCUCCUAUAUCAAAGACUCAUACAAAGUUCCUUUUGCAAAUCAACACACUGAUACCAACUCCACUUCACUCCUCCAGACCCACUCUGUUCUGCCUCAACCUGUGAGAGUCUGUUUUCCUUUUGUUGAAGCUCUUUCUCAGCCACUGUAACUACUGGACUCGGAGGGUAUUGACUGUAUCAAACUCACCUCGACAACUGUGUUCUUUUCAGCAAGCUGGUUGGCUUGUACAGCUUAUUAGUUGAAGCCUUCUCUUGGGUCCUUGACCAGAGCAAUUAUGUCUGCCUGAGGCCGUGGAGUAGCUUGAUGAGCUUUCACAGAACAGAAGAGAGCUCUUGUAAGCCUUUCCAUGCCUGGCAAGAAGGGGAUGCACUUACCUCAACACUGUCGACUGAAGGAACCAACAGGAAAACUCAGAACCGUUUCUCACCACCGACAGGGAUAUUUGUGGCCAAAAUAAGCAAAGACUUUAUGCAUUCGGUGAUUGUGAACAAUUCAAGGAGUCAACUAGGGAACACUACAUUCACAAGAAAAAAAAAAUCCUCUAGCCUGUUGGAGGAAUACAUUUGAGGUUCCUGAGCAAGGUCCCAGAUAUCUGUACUCUGCUCAUUCAAACUCUUGUUGCCUUUUUUAUCACAUUGAUUGUAGCUUCUUGCUUCCCACAAUACUACUUUUCAGGUGUGUGUCUUUUUUGAGCCGCAGAAACUUGAAUAAGGUACUUAGCUUAACGAGCCAUGACUUCCAGGAGAGUCAGUGAAGUGGGAAGGAGUGUCAUAUUCUUCCAGGAUUUGAGGACGCAGUUCCUUGAGUGCCUCUUAUUCAGAUUUCUGAGUCAUGCUCUGAAUCAUGUUUCAGUAUGAAUAUUACAGUAACAGAAUUCUGCUCUGAAUGAGAACAGAUGUGGGACCAUCCUCACAAUCCCAUCAAACUUCACCUUACCAAACUCGCACUGUCAGUUUUGUGGCUAAUGUUUACUGAAUACAAGGGGUGCACCAUAAAUGCUUUUCUGUUAUUUCGUUGUUUGAAUGUACAUCUGGAGUUUACCAGACACGACACAAAGGCAUUGUAUGACGCGGAAAUGUUAAUUCUAUCCAAAUCUACUUGACUGAAGCCCCCUUUUAUUGAUAACUACGAGUGAACUUGCAUGUGUUUGCCUCCUCAGGCCUCACACACUAAGUGCUGUUACCUGCACACCUCCUUUGAUCAAUGCACCCAAUAUAAACAAAUGUAUUUUUUACUUAUUCCGGGGGUCAAGUGGGGAAGUGAACAAGUCUGCAGAAAAAAAGAAGUGCAAAAAGUAUGCAGUCAUGUCCCAAAAGAUGGAAGUACUGAGCAGCACUAUACAAUGGAAGUUUUUUUUUUUUUUUCAAAGUGUUUGUCCUGAUAUUUUUGUAUUGAAAGUAACCAAACUCUGAGUUUGGGCACGCUGUGGUGUGUAUGUGGCUUAUAUAGCAAGUGGAGAGUAACGUGUGUGUACGGAGUGCUCUCCUUUAACCAAGAAGCAUGUUUUAUACAUAUAAAUAUACACAGUAUAUAUUUUACAUGCCAUACAGUGCACAUUGUAUUAUUUAUACUGCCUUGUCCACUUUGUAUUUAAGGGCGCUACAUCCAGAUUGCAUGUUUGCUAACAAACAGCUCUAUAAUAAUAGCCACUUCAUCAAUAAAGACAUGGAUGUGC